GUGCCCCCUUGCGUCUAUACUGGCAUCGCUUCAGUUUUCUUCCCUUCCACCAGCAGGAUAACCAAACCUACCUAUCUUAUCAAUUGUGAAUGCUAGGUAUUUCACCCACGAGAUCAUAAAUUCUGCGAUAGAGGUAUCUCUCUCGGCAUCUUCGCUAGUAUAGCCGACUCAUUCUCCCAUACCCAGAUCUUGUCUUGUUGUCCUGCGCCUCUUUACUGCACCCUGCACCGAGCCAGGCACCGGUAACAACAACAACAUCAUCAAGUCAUCAAGAAACAAUACCCGGCCCACCCCCCUGCGCCCGCGCGGAUCGUCAUAGUGGGGCACGCCGGACCGACAGGUGGUCAUUCACGGCAUCCGGGCCCAAGCUCCCGUUUCCGCCAACACUCUCUCUUCCCGUCCCAACUUGAGCUGCACCUCUCUGUCAGGGACCCUUGCUUUCGUCCUACCAAUCGGAAUCCUUCCUUGUGGUGUUGAUUCAACAUGCCCGUCGAAGUCUUCCUCAUCACCGUCGUGCCUGCAGCCGAUACCACCAAAGCCCGCUCGGUCCUCCACGGCUACACCGAGACGCGUCCCGUCACGCAUCGUUUCACUCGUGUCCGGCACGUUCGUCGCCUCGACCAGUCUAUCCGGGGCAUCCCCAUCCUGAGGUCUCUGCAGUCCUCGAACCCCAAGCCCGACAGCCUAGCACAAUGGCAGGACCUGCACUCGACGCUGUCUCGGCAGCAAUACAUGCUGACUGAACGUGUCGAUAUAACCCAAGACGUCGACGCCGCCGUGGCUGCUGGUCAGCCGGUGCCCAUGUCGGAGCAGACGCAAAAAGGCGAGAGGAUCUUGCGCUUCAAUGACUUUCCUGACCCUCCCAACCCCCGAGUCCCCCAAACGGUGAUGCAGCGCAAACAAAUCGACAUCCGCGAGCCCGGCCCCUUGCUCGAGCAGCACAUGGCCGAUUCCGGCUUCUCCGUAGCCAACGAGUACAUUGAAGAGACGUACCACUGGUGGGACAACAACAACCUCGAGUUCGUUCUGUGGAGGCAGUACAACGACCUUCCGAAUCCCACUCCGGCGCCGCUUGUCCAAGUUGCCGGUCAAGCGAACUGGAUGGUGCCUGACAUGAGCAAGAUGGAGCCUGUGGCGCCUUUCUGGAUGUUGUAUGUGCGUGCCCUGGUAGACGCCAACCCGGUAGACAGGAUGGCGGAAAGAAUGGCGGAGGCGCAUGGCAGGUUGGGAAAGGUGGAGAAGGAGCUGGAGGGCGUGUUCAGCUUUAUGGUAUUUGACCGCAGAGCGCUUGACACAAGGUAUACGGGAGAGGACCCGGAGUAAGGAGUAGAAUACCGAGCCUUGGGAGGAAAAUAUCGGUACGAGUGAAGAGGAAGAUGGCGCCAAAGACGCGGUACUUCAAAAUGUAUAAUUCCAUGGUCAAACACUGAUCAUUAGCAUCUGAUGUAACCUACACGGGCUAGUUUUAACCCUCCAUGAUCAAAGAAACGACAUUGACUUGAUAUCAAAACGCCUGGUCAAGCUGACCAAAGGUUUCGAGCCAACAAACGUGAUCGGUUUUUAGUUUGCUCGCUGUCG
Molecule: messenger RNA, 1578 nt
Organism: Neurospora crassa OR74A
Lineage: Eukaryota; Fungi; Ascomycota; Sordariomycetes; Sordariales; Sordariaceae
Exons: 1
Coding region: 484-1323 (279 amino acids)
Biological process (GO): termination of RNA polymerase II transcription; regulation of transcription by RNA polymerase II
Cellular component (GO): core mediator complex; mediator complex
Molecular function (GO): transcription coregulator activity
Source: RefSeq, a predicted model, not a curated record